Messenger RNA from Dermacentor andersoni, 16789 nucleotides. RefSeq lists its product as uncharacterized. The record is from RefSeq and is a predicted model, not a curated record. Lineage: Eukaryota; Metazoa; Arthropoda; Arachnida; Ixodida; Ixodidae.
AGCCAAGAUGAAGCUGCAACGCGCUGGCGGCACUGGCGGUGGUGAGUCUCAUGUUCGAACCCGCCGCAGUCCCGCGUUAAACUUUGUUUGAUUGGUAACAACAUAGUGCGCCGUGCCCCCGAGAUACUCCGUCGGUUGAUCAGAUAUCGGGGUAUCAGUAGGAUUUGCGCACGCGCACCUAUAACGUCGAAAAUGCGUGCGCGAUGCUAGACAGUUAUGCUGGGUAACGCCAUGCUGUUUGACUGGCUGCUUUCCUUGGGUGCCUGGCAGCUUCAGCAGCUUCAGUGCUACUCGGGAGAUUGAACGAAGCCUGUCAUUUACCUGCAUCCCAUUGAGACUGUGGCACUGACGGACUUCAUAGGCUACAAACUGCGCUUUAGGUACCGGCAUGGACGGCGCGUUACGGUCUCUACAGCAAAGAAUGGGAUCGGGUGACCAGGGCCGUUACCCUUGGCGCUGGAGUCUUGAACGUUUGCUACGUGGCCUCAGCACAGAGCGCGCCUGCUCAGCAGACGCGUUCGCGGAAUGCUGGCUCAUCGAACACAUAGCCUCAUGGAACCAGGCUCUGCGGCCGGCGAGGCUUGUAUUGACAGAGUUCGAGCCGGGCAAGCUAUGCCUGCGUUCCUACGACGACCGAGACGGUUUCGGCGCAAGGUACCGUGGCGGCAGCGGUAACGAAAAUGACGGUGCUUUCCUCAUGGCAUGGCUGCCCAGACAACACUUCUGCAUCCACGAGGUCCGCGUGCAUGACCGUAUGCAUGUGGAACGGCUCUCCUUCGUGGCUUCUUUCAUCGUUGGGCCAGCCCCCAACCUGCACCGUGUGGUGUUGCGACCGCGCUACAGACUCGAGCCCGAGAGCGGGUUCCUCGAAGCGUUUGGCCCGCCCCAAUGUCUCAGAGACUUGGACCUCUCGAACGUUCACAUCAGUGACUCCAUCGCUCCCAAAGUGGCCGAAGUUUUGCGCGGAAAUUCGUCAACCCUGAACAGUGUCACCCUCGUGGGAAACCAGCUGUCCCCAGAAGCCGCCGGCACCCUGCUUCUUGCACUUGUCGCGUGCGCGCGGCUCAGAGACUUGAGCCUUCAAGAUAGCAUGGACUCCUCAGCCUGUGACGCUUUGGCAGAGCUGUUCAGGAGCAACAGGGCUAUUCAGAAACUUACGCUGGUGGGACUCGGCAAAGCUGGCAUGACCUGCAAGCACCUCGGAUCCCUGGACAGACGCAGGGCUUGUGUGAACUGUCUAAAAGACCUGUUUGCUGCGCUGGAGGGCAUUCUGUGCUUUAAGGACCUGACAUUGGUAUCGACCUCGAUCAAAGCCUUAAUGGGAAGGGCACUAGCACACUUUUUAAAGAGGCAUCACUCACUCGUCACGUUGUCACUAGAAAGCUGUACUGUUGAUUCUGAAGGGGCAGCGCAAAUUGCCAAAGCACUGUCUGCCAACUGCACACUGGAGCAACUCAGCUUGCCAGACUGUACUCUUGAAGGUGACGUGGUCACCAAGUUGUGCUCGACUGUGGCCGCCAACACAACCCUGAGGAGUCUCGUGCUGCCCGAGGUCUUCACUUCCACCCGUACCAUAGAAGAAGGGGGCCCUACAUUCGAGAUGCUGAAGCAACGGUGCCCCGGUCGCGUCUACUUUCCUCUAUCUGUGCCUCUUCCAUCGUUCGUGUCUCCGGCCCUGGCUGAGGGCCUUUCGUGUGCUUCCAAGCUGAAGAUAUGCCACUGGGGUAUCGUAGGUGAUGUGCUGUGCUCCAUGUAUGCCUCGCUGUCCCUGAACAAUUCACUGCGCUGCCUCCACAUCGACUAUAUGGGCGGCGGCAGCGCAGACAGCGGUGUUGCAUCGGAAUCUCUCCUCAGCUCCUUGUGCACUGCUCUCACAACUUGUGCACAUUUCCACACUUUCCACCUGGACCUGCACAGGUCCUUCAACGACUUUGAGGAGGCGAUUCCACUGGCUGAAAUCUUCACUGCUCUAGAAAACAAUCCACGCCUAAGGAAGUUAUCGCUGACUGUUCCUCGGCUGGACUACAAAGCUGCGCAGUUGCUAUCCCUCUUCGUAUCCCAGUGCAAAAGGAGUUUGGUCGAGCUUCGUAUCAAGAGCUGUGAUGCCAUUCCAGAAGCUGCCUUUGGUGCACUUUAUGCUAUGGUUACAAAGAACACGUUCCUGUCAAAGCUGACCCUCAGAUGCACUGCGUGGGAUGAUGUGGUGCGGGCGAAUGCAGCCUUGGACGACGCCUUGGAACGCAACCUGGGCCUGCUCAACAAGGCGGCACGGUUUGUAAUGAGCAUGGACGGCGGAGGAGGGCCAGGGGUACUGACCAACGAGCACAGCUGCGCCGCUGCUUUUGACGAGCUGUGUGGCACAGCGUCGCUCCUGGAGCAUCUGGUGAUGCUGUCUGGAAAGUGCGAGCCCCACGUGUUGCAAAGCAUUACGAGGGCCAGGUGCUACAUGCAGGAGAAUUACAUGGUCUAUGCAGGCGUCGUGCAGGCAGCAGUUGUUUGUGAAGCUGUUGAUGGGAGUACGCAGCUAGAUGCACUCAACGUUGAUUGCUGGCGUGCCAUAGUACAGUACCUCAAACUCAGCGAUGUCAAAACAUAGUUGCUUUGAGUGAGGAUGUGAGGGGAACAGUUUGGAUAAGCUUGUUGCAUAACAAGAUUCCUGCUGCUAGAAUGAAUACAAGAGUACAUAUUUUUGUUUAGUCUCAUUUGUAGCAGUACAUAUCAGUGUGACAGUGAGGGGUGAGUAGAAUGAAUUUAUUUAGCCUUGUUUAGAGACCAGUGCAUAUCAUGAUGAGCUGAGAAUGUCUUUGUUGGGACAUUGGCUGAUGUUUGUGCUGGUGAAUACCAAAUGCUUGGAAAGCCAUGGCACUUAUUGGUGUCUGCAACUUGUCAGUGAAUGCUUGCCGUAUUGUGCUGCACUUUAUACAGUGUUUAGUUGUUGAUCGUAAUGAACUGAUUUUUUUGAUGUGAUAGUUUCUAUUCGUGCGAAUGUAAGGUACUACAAAUUACUCCAGAAUAAUAUGUGAAGCCGAUUUAGUGGGCAGUGUAGCAAAGCUGGCAUAGCUACAGUGCAGGGCUUUUGACACAGGUAUCAUAUGGAAAGACUUGCGCAUGUGGGGAAUAUUUUAGUGUACUUUGCUUUGUAUGUAGCAGCAAUCAGCCUGCAUAAAUUAUGCAAAAGUGCAUGCGGAAACUUGCUGUAAGUCUGCAUUGCAUUUAGUGGCUUUGUCUCCCGCGUGAUUAGCUGACAUUAGUGGUUAGGGGGAGAUGCUCCACAUUAGUGGUUAAGGGGACAUGCUCCUCGAAAAAAACAUUUCUUUAAUAAACGUACUACAGAUUUGAAAAUCCACCAACUUAUAGAGCAUUUCAAGCAGAUUUCAAAUAUGUAAUUAAUUUCUACGUAGCUGCUACAGUUCUACAGAAUGUCAGUCGUACAAUGUAAAUCCUUCACAAUGGCAAAAUAGUGAUUUUGUGGGCACUGUAUUUUGUAAUAAAUUUUUGCAAAACGCUUUGUGCUGUAGCUCAUUUAGCUCUUUGUAGACCACAAACUGCCAACAUCUAUUCAAACAGCAUGUACAACUACUGGAACUACGAAAAAUGAAGUAGGACACUUCAACUAAUUUUUUUCACAAUCGCAUGAAAAUAACCUUGUACACUUACAAUUGCUUUAUAGUAAUGAAAUGUGGCAUACAUACUUUUGAAGGUAUGCACAGUGCUAAUAUGUACUUGAAAUUGCAAUAUCUCGAAGCAGUAAGUUGCAAAAGUACAUGGUUACAUUUCAGAGAAUGGAGAAAAAAAAUUAGUUGAAAUGUUCAAAUAUUUUUGCAUAGUUUCAGUAAUUGUACACACUGUUGGGCUAGAUAUCGGCACUUUGCAAUCUACAAAGAGCUAAACAAGCUACAGCACGAUGCUUCUUGUGAAAAUUUAUUACAUAAUGAAGUGCCCACAAAGGUGACUAUAUUUUGGCAUUGUGCAUCACAUAACUCUAAAGCUAUAACAGCUACACAAGAAGUAGUGCCAUAUUUGAAAUUUGCAUAGAAAACUCUAUACUUGACUGAAUUUUGAAACCUCUAAUACAACUAAUAAAGAAAAGUUGCUUCGAGGAGCGUCUCCCCUUAAUUUAAAAUGUUCUUUUCAUUUAUUUAGUUUACAAAAUUAGACUUAACAUAGUUUUUAAUUUUGUGUUGAGCAAUGUCCAUUGCUUUCAAUGAGCUCUGCAUAAUAGUUGAUUGAUAAAUAUAUUUUGGUCUUGGGCUUCUGAUCUCAUCUUUGUUUAGCACUUUUGCAAGUUUUUGUGUGUGCACUGGGCAUGCAGUUGCCAUAUUCAUUCUGUUACAGCAUAUUAUGAAGACCAAUAAUCUGCUGAGUGAGCUGUGUUUUAAGUACAUCUCAGCUGUUGGACAGUUUUCCAAAACUAACAUCUGUAUUGCAAGCUUGAAAUAAAGGCACCACCAAAAAGGCAGGCAAACCUCUAAAUACUUGCCUAGCAACGUUAAGGAGUAAAUAAAAACAUGAAGCAAGCUGAUUUUCUGGAUAUUAAAUUGAGGAUGCUACCCUAGUUACAGUGGAUGUGUUCGCGGUUGCAGACGAGCACAAGCACACUGCUUCGUAACUUUUAUGUGGGAUAUUCAGUGGCAUAAUUUUGCUCUUCAAUGCAGUGCACUUCUAUUAGACCUCCAGCUAACUAUUGUUUAUUCCAAUUUUGAUCUUUGUCUGAACAUCGCUGUCAUUGGCAAUGAAUCUGUUGGCCAGGGCUUUUCCGACCAGUGAUGUAAGCGUUACACCGGUGUGCACAAAGUGCAAUUUCUUAAAGAAUUAAAGGCAAUAAGAUGGGGAACCUCUUGCACCUGGCAGACAUUUCAUGAUUGAACCAGAGCUGAGCGUGUCAGCGGUAUCGAAACAUAAUUCAAUGGUGUAUUUUGGCAUUUAGCGAACCCUCUGAAGAUUCGCACCCUUAGUGUAUGCAUGCAGUGGGAACAGUGUAGAAUGUCUUAACUUUUAAUCAGUCAAAGCUGUUUAAGUACGAAUUCAUGGCACUGCCAUGACUCUGUGCCUGCCACACUUCUACCAUUACGGUAUGCUUCCAAAUAGGGAGCAUAUUGCACUUCCUGACAGGGUGCAUACAGAUAUGCUCCCUAUUUGGUAGCAUGUGGUGAUGCUUUGACGAUAAACCAAAAGCAUCAUGUUAUCAGCUCAAGACUGCUGCCAUUGCUAUUUAUGGUUUCAAAGGCUUUUUAUUUCUCUCUCUACACUCGGGGUUGGGUGGGGGGGGGGGGGGUAUCCAUGCCCUUAGCACUGGCGCAGCUGUCACUGUGCUGUCUCAGUAUCAAUGGUGCACAAAUGGCCCUCAUGUGAAAGGUUGUCUGCAGAGAUGUGAUAGACACAGUGAAUUUGCAUGCGAAAAUGAGCCAAGUGGACACACCCUCACAAUCAACUCAGUCUGCUCUGCAUUGGAGCCAGGGCAGUGUUCUGCCUUUUGCUAUGAGCAUGGUGCAAACAAACACCGAUGUUCUUGCUGUGUGCAUAUUGCACCAUGGUGUGUACAUGGAUCAUAGUGGAACAGACAGAACACUUCAAGCUAUACAAAAUGCCGAUGGUUUUCCUUCUGUCUUGUCUUGUACACCAUUGAGGUUCGCAUGCCUCACGAAAAAAAGUAAACUUUUUUAUUCUUGGGGAAACAAAGGUUGAGUGAGGGAAACAGACAGAUUUGCAUUGUUGAAUGAAAUAAGUACAGUCGCCAAUCGGUUUUUUUCUUACGUGGAAAGGAGGCGUAAAAUUUUCCAAAUUAUGGGUCUAUCAAAGAAAGCAAAUUCGAAUGAGAAAAUAACCAACCCUUCCUCUACCGGAAAAUAGGAGUAAGCGAAGCUUGUCCUGCGUGGAGCUGACCUUCAUUAUGGUUAAGUAACCCACAGGUAACAGUGCCAGAUUGCUUCGGCCUCCCGCUCCCUCAGUUUGGGAUCUUUUUAUUGUUGCUAUCAGAUUGCCUAGGCUUGGGCGGCACUAAUGGCUGGGAAGGCACACCAACGGCGAGCCCUUUCACGAGCGAGUUCUCGUCGCUGCUCGUAGAAGCCUGCGUGUUCCUUGGGGGAACACGCAACGUAUGGCCGUCCCAUCUAUUUUCCGAGACCGAACUGAACGGAAUGGAAACAAAGCCGAUGCAGUGCAUGCGAAACCCUUUCUUACCAUUUUCCUCCCCAGCGGAAGCAAAACAGCUCUGACGAGGGUGUUUUGAUGAGUUGCGCGCAUGGCGUGAUUCACGUUCCGGUGAAGCUGUCAGCUCGUCAAACCACCCUUUCCCGCAGCUUCUCUGCUCUAGGAGCAACUGUUCUUUUUUUUCUUUUUUGCAUAGCCACAUCAUCAUCAUCGUCAUCAUCAUCAGCCUGGUUGCGCCCACUGCAGGGCAAAGGCCUCCCCCAUACUUCUCCAACUACCCCGGUCAUGUACUAAUUGUGGCCAUGUUGUCCCUGCAAACUUCUUAAUCUCAUCCGCCCACCUAACUUUAUGCCGCCCCCUGCUAUGCUUCCCUUCCCUUGGAAUCCAGUCCGUAACCCUUAAUGACCAUCAGUUAUUUUCCCUCGUGAUUACAUGUCCUACCCAUGCCCAUUUCUUUUUCUGGAUUUCAACUAAGACGUCAUGAACUCAUGUUUGUUCCCUCACCCAAUUCGCUCUUGUCUUAUCCCUUAAGGUUACACCAAUCAUUUUUCUUUCCACAGCUCAUUGCGUCGUCCUCAAUUUAAGUAGAACCCUUUUCGUAAGCCUUCAGGUUUCUGCCCCGUACGUGAAUACUGGUAAGACACAGCUGUUAUACACUUUUCUCUUGAGGAAUAAUGGAAACCUGCUGUUCAUGAUCUGAGAAUGCCUGCCAAAUGCACCCCAGCCCAUUCUUAUUCUUCUGAUUAUUUCAGUCUCAUGAUCCGGAUCCGCGGUCACUACCUGCCCUAAGUAGAUGUAUUCUCUUACCACUUCCAGUGCCUCGCUACCUAUCGUAAACUGCUGUUCUCUUCCGAGUCUGUUAAACAUUACUUUAGUUUUCUGCAGAUUAAUAUUUAGAUGCGCCCUUCUGCUUUGCCUCUCCAGGUCAGUGAGCAUACUUUGCAAUUGGUCCGCUGAGUUACUAAGCAUAACCAUAAUGCCACUGAAAUUUGCGAGGCAAUACAAGCUUCACUUGAAAAGCAGCUAGUGGCAUAAUUUAUUUAGGAGUGCAUCGAAUGUUGACAGGCGCAGUGGCAAAGAAAACUACCAUAUUUAGUCUAAUCUAGGCCGGCCCUGGUUCUAAGCCGACCCCCAAAUGUCUGAAGCCCGAAAAAAUAGAAAGCUUACCUUGAAUAUAGGCCGAACAAAAAUGUGAGGACAGCAUUCACAAGAUGAAAACGGUACUUAUUUAAUAUGAACAUGCCAAGCUCGCUCUGUUAUCGAGCUUGUAGGCAUCAGCGUGCUGGUGCAUGCGCAGAUCAUGUGGCACUGCUCGCAUGCAUCGUAAUGCGGCAUGAUCUCGGUGAACAGCUCCUCUCUGUUAUCGCGCGCUUAUUUUCUUCAUCGCUAUCAUCUCAUUGCUGGGGCACACGGAUCCCUCCCUCCCUCCCGGUUACCCCUCAAACGACAGAUGUUUUUCUCAUCGAUGCCAAAGGCCCGCCCGGCUUGAACAUUUGACAAUGCCUCUACGGCUAGCACAACUUUUUGUUUGAAAGCGGCAUCGCCUGUUUGAUGCCAUUAUGAUAAAGUCACGCUAUGGGUCACGCUGCACGCCAAUAUGACAGACGUCAAAAUAGCGGUGCCGCUCAUGUACUUCAUUUGGCUAAUGGCAUGGCUAAUAGCGGCUGUGAUACUGACUUUUCUAGGCGACGCUAGCUAUGGACCAAAUUUAUCAUUUUCAAUUACAAACUGGCGCAUUUUUUUAAAAUUAUCAGAUCUAAGUUGACCCUAGAGUUUGGUGUAUGAUUAUUUGAAAGAAACUAUCGGCCUAGAUUCGAAUAAAUUCGUUAAGUAUAAGCUAAACAUAACUUGCAAGACCUGAAGCACAGCAGCAUUGAACAGCUAGCUAUUUCAAUGAAAUUACAAUACUGGCGAAUUUUCCUUAAAGUAAUAUCAGCACAAAGCUAGAAAGAAGUGUCAGCAAUGUAGCUCUUGCCCCCUACAGUCCACUAGCCUCCUGCUUAGCCCUGUUGGUAAAUCUCCUGCCUAGGGAAAGGCGGUGGUUCUGGAGUUCAUCUCGAAAGCAGGACUAAUCAUACUUCAAGUGACUCCUUUUUUUCUGAGGAGCCCUCAUAGGUUUUAUUUGUAGUUCCAUGCUACUUUCAGGCAGAUGCCAGCUUCUGCUUUCACAUUUAGUGGCUCAUGUGUAUGAGAUUUGGAUCUAUGUAAGGCAGUUCUCUGCCUAAUAAACUGUACAAAUUAAUUUUUUCAAUGGUAAACAAUGACUGGGGCUUGUCUUGCAUAGCUUUUUCUAGAAUAAAACUGUUCUAGAAGAGCAGAUAAUGAAAUGGAGGGUCAUGGCUUUGCAUCUGAUGUUUUUACCUAGACCCAUGUUUUUCCUGAAGUGAGAAUAUAGUGCAUACCAGAGCUGAUCAGAUGAUUUGUUUUGAGAUGAGUUGCAGAGUUCAGAUUUCUUUAUAUGCCAUUUCUAAGUCCUUUAGCAUGUUGUAGCCUCGUAGUGUUUGCAACACAUUGGCCAUUGAUGAUAUCCAGAAAUGAGAGAACGAAAGGAAAGAGCCUUAUGCACCAUGGCAUGUAGUGAAAAAAAUGUUCAGUGUGAAUCACACUUGUCUAGAUUGGUCAGUCGGCUGAUUUGGCUCCACUCUUUUUCACACAAAAAGGGGCACAGGUCGAUGCUACAAUGAGACCAUGCAUGGUUCAGCCGCAUGCUAGGUCUAUGCGCUACAAGACACACAAGUGGAACCUUGUAGCUUGAACCUUGUAGCCAGCCACUCGACCACUCUAGACAAGUGCAAUUCCAACCAGUGAUGGAAGGGGUGUGCCAAUUAUGCCAAACUGCGCCGUGAAGGAAGUCCUGCUGCAUGUUGCACUAAAUGGUAGUUUAUUGCAGGUAUUGUGCCAGGCCUGCGCUGACACGUAUCUGCUCUGAAUUCAGAAUAUUUGGUGCAUGUGAGUAAACGUGCAUCAGCAACCAUCCUUCGCGACUCACCCUCGUGCGCCUUCCAUCACAGCUACAGCAUAUACAGCGUGCAGCCGCCAUCUUAUUGCACUUGGACGUUAUACGGAACCUCAUGGCGAUGCUGGCAUGACGACAACAGCGGAAAUUCGCCUGCAGUGUCCAAUAAUAAUGACAAUAAUAAUUAUGUAAUUAUGUUGAUGCACGAUUGUGAGGGCACAGCUGCUAGAUGUACCUUUCUCGCAGUCGCUUAGUGGGGGGCUGUUAUUGAAAUACAGAACUAUGAAUUAGGAUUAAGUUUGCACUUAUGUUCAUUUUCUUUUAUAAUAACAAUGAAAUGGAACAGCAAGUUAAAGAAAAAAAUACUUGCAUCUUAGUAUAAUACAUGUUAAAUGCGAUGUUUCAGGAAACACUUAUACAGAGCUUCCUCUUUGCACCUGAGCAGUAGGUUACUCCUCCAAAAGCAUAAUUUCUCCUCCAAACUGUUAUUUUCGCUGCUCCGAAAGCUGCUCCAAAAGACCAAGCGCUGCUUUGAUCGCUGCGACUGUACUAACACCAUCUGUGGUUAUGUGCAUCAGCGUUAAAAGCAAGGCCUGACAGCGAUUCACAUUGAAAAUGCAUAGCGCAUUGUUACUUGUUGCCUCAGCAGAUAAGCCUCCUAAUUUCAUGCUUGAUGCUCUUGCAUAGUCUGUCUUCUGUGCUGUAGGGAAUGUAGGCGAAUGCUUUCUUUGAGAACCACCGAUAUGGGGGAGGGGUGAUUUCUCUUGUGGUUAUUGCAGGGAGCCCGUCAACAUUUUUUUCUGCGUGUGUGUGUCUGUCUGUUUGCUAUGUGCACACAUUGCUAGGAAUGCUGUCAGCUAUGUGGUUCGACAAAUCUGGUGCAGAGUAACGUAGAAUCUCGUAGUGAUCAAUAGAGAAUACUGCUAACGUGUGCUUGCUAUUCGUUGCCAAUGAAGCAGAAAUGGCAACGACAGUGUGCCGCUUUUGUUAUGAAAGUUCAUUAAAAAAAUAGUUUAUUCAGUGAAAGCCUAUUUAGCACGUCUUUCCUUUAUUGCAUACGUGGCGGGCAUCUUAGAUCACCUUUUUAACAGCCAGGCCUGCGUUACAUUUAGGUGCACUUUUAUUUUGUCAUGUUACACCUGCAAAAGUUAGGUGCACGUCCCCAACUGCGAGAUUCGGGGGUGCAUUAGAAUCUGGUAAAUACGGCACCCAAAGAAAUUUUCUCUAGCACAGUACUAUUUACUUCUUGGUGUGUCAUACAUCAUUCAUAUUUACGUACACAAAGCGCCGGAGAAAUAAGCUUUGUCCUUUUGUCAUCACUGUACUGCCAUGGUAUCAAUAUGCAUGCAGUUACCGAUAUUUCUAUUCCAACAAAUUCACAAGAAAAGUUUAUGCUUUCUGCUGCUUUGCUUUCACUUAAAUUUUGCAACACGAGUGCAGUUUCUUUUUUUUUUUCACAUCAUUUGGUAGGACACACGGCAUCAUUGUUUGCCUGGUUUCACUGCACUUUGUUCCCAACAGGCAGCGAAUCUGGUAUAUCUGUCUGCGGCAGCUUGAUUCUGCUGUGGCGAGGUUAAAUUUUUUCUAACCAGGCAGACAACCAGUCCAAGUAUUUUAUCGAACACUGGUAGCCAUGAAAUCUCAAACAUUUGAGAGCGAGAACAAAACAAUGGUGAGUGCAAAACGUUGCUCUGAAGUUGUUAGAAUAAAAGUGCAGGGGAAAAAACAUGCCCCCCCCCCCCCCCCCCUUACGGUUGAUGUGUCCACUAGAAGACACUGCCAAUGGUUGGCAGCGUCCCCUGUUGGAAUUCGAAAUCAAGCUAGUUGAACCUCUUUUCAAGAACACCUGUAGUGUUGCUAAAUUUCGAUGCGCACACCUCAGAUGAAACUACUUUUUGAAUGCUUCAUUUACUUGGGGCAUUCUUGUUGUUCCUGUGUACUAAUUAUGUCUAAGUAGCGACCCUAACAAUGAUCAGACGUUUUGUGACAGAUAUAGUAGAACCCUGUAGCCACUGUCCAUUUCAUAAUAAUUUCCUAGUUAUAUGUUGCAGUGCAUGGUUCCCGUAAGGUGAGCCUAUCUUAUUGUUGUUUUGUUUAUACACUCUCCCGUCUCUUGCAAGCAGUUUUUGGCAAGAUUACACAAGAAAGAAGUUUGUGUUGGGUUCUGCUGUGUUUACCUAAAACAUUUCCUAUGCUAUAUACAGUCAACUUUCAUGAAUUCGAUCAUGAUGGGGUCGAUUCAACUGGUCAACUGACCGGUGGAUCAAAUUUAACAAACAUCAAAGAAAGGUUGCGAUUUCACCCGAAAAGUGAAGCAUUGAUUGCGAUAGCAAUUAAGCAGACAGCUGUAUGAAGUAAGGGUACUAGCUUUAUCGGCUGUAUAAGCUUCGAAACAUUGGCGUACUGACUGAAUUAACAUUGAUGGCGUCAGCGCACACAAGCAAACCUGAGCACAUCACACGCUAUGAGUGCAGCCUCUCGCUGUCAAAAUGCUGGUGUGAGCAAGCAUGACAGCAGGAGUAAGCAAAGUAACCUUCGUAUGCUUCAACGCAAGAGUGGCAAGAUAACAAUGUGCACAAAGGUAUGAGCUGUCUGCAGAUCCCUUUCAAGAUAUGGCGUGCGCGACCAUGCAAAGUAUGCCCUUGUUGGCAGAGUCGAAACCGCCGCCGCUCCUCCCGCUUUCCCUCAUGUAUGGCGCGCGAGAUUGAGCCUCGAUUGUCAGUUCCCCUUGCACCCGGCCAUGAAAUACGCAGUUGCUGCCGGAGCACAAUGCACCCACCACCCUCUCCCCUCUAUGGUGUACUGGAAUGGGGCAGUGUGUUGUCCGCACAGCUAAACAAUGGGAUAACCGAGGAUGCUUCUGCAUUGAUGCCACCAGACAGGUGCUGCAAGUGGGUAAAGUGCGAAAUUUAAACAUGUGCAAAACUUUCUGCAUUUAUAAACUAGAACCCUUUCUAAACACAAUUGAAAUUAUUAUGGUUUGCGAAAAAUACAUAAUACAAACUGUUAGGAUACAUCAGUAACACCACCUAAGCUUGCAUGUUUCCAACCGCAGAUCAUUCAGUGUUCCAGAUUGUCUGGUCAGCAUUUCGGUUGCAGAAGACAAAUAAACGCUCGUCUGCUCGUCCAUUUGCUAUCGUCCAUAGGCUUCUAGUAUCUCGAAACACACGAUAAGCCCAGAAGGAAACACAAAGCAACCACCAGGCACAGUGUAACUCACUGUGCCUGGUGGGUUGCACAGGAUUCCUUUCAUGUUACAUCAGCCAGAAAAGCGGUCGCCAGGUUUCACUGAAGAAAAACAAAUAUUGCUUUUUGACGAAUGCAGCUGCCAACGUUUGGAUAUUUAGCUCUGUAAAAGGGCACCGAAGGAAAAGAAUGCAGCCGAUGUUCUCAAUGUGCCCAAUCUGAAGCAGUCUGGAGUUCUGAUCGUUAUGCAGGAACCUCAGUGCACGCACACACACAGACAUUUACAAACCCAGCACUUGCCAUGCACAUAAAGGAUGUGCUAAUGCGGUAGGAAAAACCACAGCAAGCAAUCGGCAAGCUCCGUACGUACAUGCAUGACCUCCGCAACAACCAUAACUGAUAAUCCUGGAGGCCCUGUGUUGCACCAUUAUUUUUCCUCUUGCCAUCAGUGACUCCAGGCUGCAGCGACAGAUGGCGCUGCAGUAGACAGACGUGCUCCAGCACCUCCGGCUGUCAUCGCAAAAAGGCACGUUUUCACCGCUGGACGACACAGUGCUGUAUUCCAGUACACCAAGUCCCCUCUUAUCCUCUCAUGGCCUUUCGCGCGACGGAAGACUGCGUGUUUGCCCUCUUUCUUCCUUCGUGUGCGCCAGAUUGACCUGUGAUUGCCGCUCACUCUCGCACGCUUUCACUCGCAACACGGCAUGUGGCGCAAGGAGACGAAUUUAUCGCCAUUGACGAUAUUAUUAGACGAAGGCCAAUUUUGAGAUCAAAAUAACGGAGAUUUGGGCUCAUAGAACUGUGUGGGCGCCAACCAGGACUUUCAGUUGGAUCGAAAUAAUGGAAGUCUACUGCAUAUUCCUUUUAUUGCAACUCGCAUGUAUUAGAACCAACAGUUAUAAUGGAAUGUGUUUAAAUAUUUCUAGCAGCAGGAAUGUCCACUAGGCUUAUAUAUUCUCAACUUCAACUGGCCAUUUUAGGGCAGUCAAAUUUUUUUUCAAGAUGGAGGGCUCCACUUAUGUAAUGCUAGUUCUUUACAUGUAGCUGUGCCCAACUUUUAGCGCUGUUAGCUUUUAUAUCCAAGUGGUUGAGAGCAAGUAUUGCUUGAUUGACUUUUAUUUAUUCAUUUCGUAACACAGUUUGCACUCGCUGAGUGGACCCAUAGCCCUCGGCUAGUUUGGUAGUCACGUAAAUGUUUCCCAUCAGGCUUAGUGUGCCAGUGGCAAUGUAAAGUGGUGAGGUUUCACGCAAACAAGCAGCUGUUUGAAUCUGAGCUGAAGUUGAUGUGGUCAAGCUUUCAGUUUUCACGCACACCUUCAACUAAUUCCUGCAGAUGUGACCCAGGCUGACUUUGCACUUUAGAAGUGAAUUAGUGGUGUUAAUGUUGAUUACCUGCUAGGGUAGCCCAGGGACUGUGGCGUUGCGCUACUGAGCUUGCGGUCAUGGGUUUGAUCCCGGCUACUAUGGCCACACAUCGAUAGAGGCAAAAUGCGAGAACACUCUUGCUCUUAAAUUUAUGCGCACGUCAAAGGGCCCCAGGUGGUCAAAAUUAAUUGAGUCCCUGACUAUGGCAUGCCUCAUAAUCAGGUUCUGGUAUUGGCUCUUCAGACAGCAGAAUUUAAUUGUUUUUAAUGCCUGUGGCUGUGGCGACAGCAUUGACAAAUACACACAGGCCUAGCUAGAUGUGAUGCCAUGGUUUCAAAUUGACUGCUGAUGGCAAGUGCUAUCGUGCAUUUGUCUUUGCAGUGUUUUCAUAACAUAUUUUAUCCAUCUUAAAAAAAGUAUAAACAAUAUUUCUGAGUUCAUUGAAUGCUUCUAAUGUAUCUGUGACAGGUAGCAAUGAUGAAAGCACAUUGUGAAAGCUGAACAUGGUACAAAAUUGCUGGCAAGAAGUUCUAAAUGGUAGAAACUUCUUUCAGUUUAAAGUACAGGUAUCUCCUCAGUGACGAAAAGGUAGGGCAUGGUGUGAAUAAACUGAGCAGCAAAGAUUAGGGUCCUCGUGCAGCUCCAUUAUCAAUGUGAGCAUGACAGGAAUGUUUCGCAUGUGCCUCCUUCAGCUCAGAUUUGGGAUUGAGAAAAGAUCUGCUGGCUUUGACUUGUGGGGAUUAGAGCAAUCACUCGGAGAUACCAGAGGUUUGUUCUAAUAUGUACCACAGAUAAACUGUAAAAAUUUAUUUCAAUGAGCUUGAAACUGACUUUAUUUGUCAGGCCACAGUUCCUAUUCCCAUAUCGUCUUUGUGAAGUGUUUCGGGUCACUCUUGCACCGAAACUGUUUGUCACACUUCUAUGUUCAUGUAGGUGUUGCCCUGCAUGUCACCAAUGUCUACCUUUGCUUGUUUUUAUCUUGUGUGUCCUUGUGAUGCAAUGGCAGGAUUUAUUUGAAGUACCACCUCCAUCAUUUCAGGCUUCUGUGUCUUUCUUUGUCUGUGUGAAGUAUUCUACAUAUUGAAGUGCAUAUUAAAAGUGUUGUUGACAUUGACGCGAUUAGAAUUGAAGCAGUAUAGCAACACGGCCUAUUUCCUCUGCCGAAAUGUGUCAUGUAUGAGGCAUGUAACGCAGCUGGGCUCCUUUGUGCAUCCUGUAGCGGCACAUGUCUGAACAUUUGUUCAGACAAGAGUGUCUCUAUAAUAUAUGUGACGUGUUCGAUUCUGCGCAGCACCACAGAAAUUUUAGUAUCUUUUUUUUUUUUUUUUGAUAGAGGAGCAGAUACAAAGUUUUGGCGUCAGAGGUUCAUUGAAGAGCGGGACGUACCCUGUGGCACAUCUCCUGCGGAACACGGCUACUGAGUAUCUUAAAAGUGUCUUAAAUAUGCUGAUCGUAUUAGAAGGUCUUGGUGCUUGUCGCCCAAGAAGUUGGCAGCAUUUCUUAGCUAAUCAAAAGUAUUAGUGAUAAGUCUUAGUGAGAAAAGGAAAUUAAAGGUAAAACGAUUGAAAAUGAAAUGCUACACACAUGAAGCUACUUCAAAGAGGCACAAUUUCUCGCUCAGCUCACAGUAAUAUGCAACAUAAAAUUCUGAGGUAAACAUUAGAAGGGAAAGAUGACAAUAGUCGGAAACACCAUUCUACAUGUCAUUUCAAGAGAACAAAGAUUGUGAAGGAAUAGGAAGCUACUGCAUGGAGAAAACGAUGUAGACUUGAGCUAAGAAAGAGUAACACAUGGACAACAUACUAGAUCGCAUUAAUUCUUGUGUUUCCUCUUGUGCGAUUAAGUGAAUAACUGUACAUGAGCCGUGCAAGAACUGUGCGGACAUUAAGGGUGCCGACAACUGAUUAAGGUACCUGUUUACAUAUUUUUUUUUUAUUGCAAUGCAAAGCAUGCUGUAUAGGGUUCCCAGUCCUAAAGUAGUUAUGCAGAAAACAAUAGAAACUUUUGCUUCCGUCUGUAGUCGCAAUGAGCAGCUUUGUGCUGGAAAUGGCUAUAACUAAGCGUGACAGCAAUUCUACGCCACCAUGGGAGAGAACCCGUCAGCAUGUGUGGCACCAGUUGGAAGCAAUUCAUCUUUUCUUUAAUCAAGGCCGUCAUCAUGUGGCUGAUGCUUUCAAAAAUAAGAUUUAUUUUGGCAAUGUAUUUUCUAUUGCACUGUCUUUUAUGCUUCGGUCAUUUUCGAGCCAAGCCAAAUUCUUUCAGUAAGGCUUGUCUGGCAAGGUUAGCACAGCUUUAUGCAGAGUCUUUACCGCAGAGCAAGUUCAAGGGAAUUUGCAUCUUACAGGAAGGCCACAAAACACCACAUAGAACACCGGGGGACUUGCAGGCUUGUGCGUGUACAAGAGCAUACCUAGAGACAUCGCCGUUUCACUCAUUGCCAUGGCUGCAGCGUCUCUUGUCAACAUGAACUUUCUUUACAUCGUAAAGGGCGCUGAAGAGUGCAUAAAAAUAUAAAAUAUACAACAAAAGCAUUUAAUAAAAGGCACAGUUCACUUUAUGACAGCUAACUUGCAUACAAAGAUUUGUGAUCAUAAGCGGUGGCUUAACCUCUCUCAGUAGUGUCACUGCGUCCAGUUUUGCACUACUUUGUGUGCCCAUAUAAAAUUAAAAUAUAGCCUCAUUCAAUUGCAAAUGUCCUGUUGCAUUGUUACACGAAACUUUAUUUCAUUUACACCAUGACCUCGAGACACCUUUGGUCAGAUGUUGGUCUCUUUAAAGCUGCACAGUCCAUUUACAGACCAAAGCAUCUGUUAGUGGUGGCGCAUGCUGAAGAUUGAUCACAUUCUGUUUGAAUCUCAUUAGUGCAUUUAGUUCAUGGCAUAUUGUCUCGCUUUGUGUUUGGCCAUACGUGCUUGGGUGGAGAAAGCUUGAAUGUGGACUCUGGUAUGAGAGAACUGUUGAAUCUUGGAGUUGUACCUCGUGGUGUACAUUUUCGACGCAAAGAUGGAGAGAAGUGGCCUGCAUGUGGAGAAUUGUGGUUAUUUGCUCUAAAAAUGGUAUAGGUGUUGGUUUCUGUUUUUAUAUUUAGUUUGUACCCAUGUAUGAGGAAUAAAUUGCAAUAAUGUUCCAGUG